Messenger RNA from Salvia miltiorrhiza (redroot sage), 2668 nucleotides. Its product is annotated as pentatricopeptide repeat-containing protein At1g10910, chloroplastic. The record is from RefSeq and is a predicted model, not a curated record. Gene Ontology annotation, molecular function: protein binding. Lineage: Eukaryota; Viridiplantae; Streptophyta; Magnoliopsida; Lamiales; Lamiaceae.
CUUUGAAAAUUGAAAAUGGAGGUUAUGAUUGGAGGCACCGUCAGUGAUUAGAUGAUAUCCAUUUACCUAUUUUUCUCCAUUUGCUUUUUCGGUUCUCCUCCAUCAUCCCAUUUCCAUGGAGUUGUCAUCGGUGUUGGGGAACGGCUUUCAACCCGUAUUUCGCUUCCAUUCAACCAUCAAUAACUCCGGCCAAAUUGCGGCCACCGCGCCGCUGUUGCCUAAGCAGCUGGGGAGAAUUACCACUCCAAGUUGUUCUAACGCUACCCCAAUGCAUACCGAAGUUCGGAGCAAAUCAAAUUACGCAUCCAAAACGGUAUCCAAGAGUCUCGUGGCUUCGCAGAAAACAAGAGAAUCUGCAAUUCACGAUAUUCAGCAUUCUUCUAAUUUGGAAUCUGCCCUCUCAAGAUCAGGAGAAGUGUUGAAAGUGCAAGAUCUGAAUAUCAUAUUGCGUUAUUUUGGGAAGCUUAACAGAUGGAAGGAUGUCUGUCAGCUUUUUGAUUGGAUGCAGCAUCAUGGAAAAACUAAUAUUGCUUCCUACAGCAGUUAUAUAAAGUUUGUAGGGAGGGAUUCUAAUUCUGGGAAGGCCUUGGAGAUAUAUAAUAGCAUCAAAGAUGACUCCACAAGGAGCAAUGUAUCUGUUUGUAAUUCCACAUUAUGUUGUCUAAUUAAAAGUGGCAAGUUCAACAGCAGCCUCAAGCUAUUUAAUCAAAUGAAGCAUGCUGGUCUGGUACCUGAUAUUAUAACUUAUAGUACGCUACUUUUGGGCUGUGCCAAGGUCAAAGGUGGUUACUUUAAGGCAAUGGAGCUGGUCGCUGAAAUGAAGUCCAGGGGGUUGAGUAUGGAUGAUGUACUGUACGGAACACUUAUAUCAGUUUGUGCUUCUAAUAAUCAAUGCGAGGAAGCGGAAAAAUACUUUGACGAGAUGAAGUCUGAAGGCCAUUCACCUAAUGUCUUUCACUACAGCUCUUUGUUAAAUGCAUAUGCUAUUGAUGGGAAUUACAGGAAGGCAGAUAAAAUGAUUCAAGACAUGAGAUCUGCAGGGUUAACUUUAAACAAGGUUAUUCUAACAACUCUGCUAAAAGUAUAUGUUAGAGCAGGGCUAUUUGAGAAAUCAAGAGAACUGCUGGAUGAACUGCAAGCUUUAGGCUAUGCUGAAGAUGAGAUGCCAUACUGUUUACUGAUGGAUGGCCUUGCUAAGUCUGGGAAACUUGAAGAGGCUAAAUCAGUUUUUGAUGAAAUGAGGCGAAAGGAUGUAAAAAAUGAUGGUUACUCCUACAGCAUUAUGAUUUCAGCCCUUUGCCGUAGCAAACUUGUUGAUGAAGCAAAGCAGUUGGCUAGUGAAUUCGAGAUGAAGUAUGACAAGUAUGAUGUGGUUAUUUUGAAUUCAAUGCUAUGCGCCUAUUGUAGAUCAGGUGAUAUGGAGAACGUAAUGAAGAUGAUGAAGAAAAUGGACGAGUUGGAAAUUAGUCCUGAUUGGAGCACCUUUAAAAUUUUAAUAAAAUAUUUCUGCAAGGAGCAGCUGUAUUUACUUGCCUAUCGUACUAUGGAGGAUAUGCACAGGAAAGGUCACCAGCCUCUGGAGGAUCUUUGUGUCUCUUUGAUGAAAUCUCUUGGUUCAACGGGUGCAUAUUCAGAAGCAUUUUCAGUAUACAGUAUGCUGAAUUAUAGCAAGAGAACGAUGAAUAAGGCCCUUCAUGGAAAAGUUUUACACAUUUUACUUUCAGGUGGACUUCUUAAAGAUGCAUAUGUAGUGGUCAAGGAUAAUGCAGAGUUAAUCCCUAAGCCAGCCAUUAAGAAGUUUGCAAUCUCCUUUAUGAGGAACGGCAACAUAAACUUAGUAAAUGAUGUGAUCAAGUCUAUUCACAAUUCAAACUACAAGAUUGAUCAGGAUAUAUUUCACUUGGCCAUUUUCCGUUACAUUGAGCAACCUGAAAAGAAAGACCUGCUUCUACAUUUGCUAAAGUGGAUGCCUAGUCAAGGUUAUGCUGUUAAUUCAGCUACAAGUGAUUUGAUACUCAAGCAUUCACACUUGUUUGGGGACCAUUCAAUUGCUGAAUUAUUGUAUAAGCAUCAUACAGUGUUGAAGACAAAUAAAUCACAUGAGAGGAGCAAAGGAUAAUUAUGAGUUCGAAGCGUUUUAGCUGCAUAUUGUUGAGCUGUCACAAUAUAUACUAAUAGUUCCUUACUGGAAAUGAUGCAAAGUUUUCACCUGGUGAAUGCGGCGGAUAUAUGUAUAAUGGUAUGAAAAGUAGUGGCCCCAACCUCAGUGAAUUUGCUUGCAGUUGGAAGUCUGACCUUUUCUUGAGUUCUCGUCAUGCCAAAAAUGGCUGGGUCUCUGAUGUAGCUUGUUUUCUCGCUGAAUCUGCAUGAGGUACAAUUUUCUUGUUCCUGAAGAAGUUUAAGAAAUGCUACUAGAAAAGUUGAACUAUAUGGCAUGAUUCAAGUAGGAUAACACUAGUAAUGGCUUGAAACAACUUACCAGUUUUGUAUUCCUGACUGCUGUAACUUCUUGAUACGGUUUAAAAUUACUACUCUUGCGAUGUUAAAUUUUAAGAAAUGGUGCUGGUCAUAUUAGAAAUUUGAUUUGCUAUUGUAAACAAUUCACUGCAUAAGAUUUUUAAUGGAUGUAUCCUCUCACUUGUUAGCAAGUUAGAUUGUUUAAUGUUUA